Messenger RNA from Tachysurus fulvidraco (yellow catfish), 3491 nucleotides. RefSeq names its product SHOC2 leucine rich repeat scaffold protein (gene shoc2). The record is from RefSeq and is a predicted model, not a curated record. Gene Ontology annotation, molecular function: protein binding. Bases 493 to 2235 code for a protein of 580 amino acids. The transcript is spliced from 9 exons. NCBI's taxonomy places the organism in Eukaryota, Metazoa, Chordata, Actinopteri, Siluriformes, Bagridae.
ACGUGCCGUGCGUGUGACGUCAUCGCGCUCGCAGGGUGGAGGAGGGUGGGGCGGGGAGCCCGAUAGAGGCGGGGCGGGGCUCGCGCUGCAGCGGCAGCGUUAGGGAAGGAGGAGGAAGCGGAGGAUGGCGGAGCGACACCUCGGGAGCUUGGCAAGAAAACUCUGCUGAUUAUUUUUCCAGUUACGAUCUGGCCGAGGAAGAUUCUACAGUCAAGACUGGUGUGACGCUCCCAGCCUCCCUGUUCGCGCCCCUGCUCCAUCGCACCCCUCUAUUUCUCGUGGAGCGUUGAUGGACGCUGGAGCCACCGGGCGUCGUCGACCGUCAUCGAACAAACGUGCUCACGUGAGCACACGGGGAUGUACGAACGCGACGAGGUACGCCGGCGAUUUUGAAGCUUUCUGUCCGAGUCGAGAACGAGAGGAGAGAAGAAGGGGGAGAGAUAAGAAGACAGAGGCCGGUCUCAUGCUUUGUCGGGCCGAAGCGCUUUCACCAUGAGCGGCUCUUUAGGCAAAGACAAAGACUGCAAAGAAAAGGAGGCCAAAGUGCUCACGGGCAAGGAGCGUGAUAAGGAGCCCAAGGCGCCUGCCAGCCUUGGCAAGGAGGGCAAGGAGCCCAAAGCCAAAGGGAAAGAUGCCAAAGAUGGCAAGAAGGACGCGAGUAGUGCACCACCGGCCGUCGCGUUCUCCGUAGACAACACGAUCAAGCGACCGAACCCGGCGACGGGUGCACGCAAGAAGUCCGGCAACGCCGAGGUUGCCAAGGAGCUGGCAAAAUGUCGUGACGAGAAUGCGACACGUCUCGACCUGUCCAAACGAUCCAUCCACCUGCUCCCGCCAUCGGUCAAGGAGCUGACGCUGCUCACCGAGCUCUACCUUUACAGCAACAAGCUGCAGAGCCUCCCAUCGGAGCUGGGCUGCCUAUCAGGCCUGGUGACGCUGGCGCUGAGCGAGAACUCGCUCACGAGUCUGCCGGACUCUCUGGAAAACCUGAAGAGGCUGCGCAUGCUCGACCUGCGGCACAACAAGCUGCGGGAGAUCCCGCCCGUGGUGUACCGCCUCUCGUCUUUGGCCACCCUGUACCUGCGCUUCAACCGCAUCACGGCCGUGGAGAAGGACAUCCGCAACUUGAGCAAGCUCACCAUGCUGAGCAUCCGCGAGAACAAGAUCAAACAUCUGCCUGCCGAGAUCGGAGAGCUGUGCAACCUGAUCACUCUGGACGUGGCCCACAAUCAGCUGGAGCAUCUUCCCAAAGAGAUCGGCAACUGCACGCAGAUCACUAACUUGGACCUUCAGCACAACGAGCUUCUGGAUCUUCCCGAGACGAUCGGCAAUCUGUCGAGUAUCAACCGCCUCGGUCUGCGGUACAACAGGCUGUCUGCGGUCCCCCGAUCGUUAGCCAAGUGCCGGGAGCUGGAAGAGUUAAACCUCGAGAACAACAACAUCUCCGUGCUGCCCGAGGGUCUGCUGUCUAGCCUGGUGAACCUGACGAGUCUGACGUUGGCGCGCAACUGUUUUCAGUCCUAUCCCGUGGGAGGACCGUCGCAGUUCUCCACCAUUUACUCGCUCAACAUGGAGCACAACCGUGUCAACAAGAUCCCCUUCGGCAUAUUCUCACGAGCCAAGGUUCUCGGCAAGCUCAACAUGAAGGACAACCAGUUGACCUCGCUGCCGUUGGACUUCGGGACAUGGACCGGCAUGGUGGAGCUCAACCUGGCCACCAACCAGCUGACCAAGAUCCCGGAGGAUGUUUGCGGGCUCGCUUCCCUCGAGGUCCUCGUCUUGUCCAACAACCUGCUGAAGAAGUUACCUCACGGGAUCGGCAACCUGCGGAAGAUGCGUGAGCUCGACCUGGAAGAGAACAAGCUAGAGUCUCUGCCCAACGAGAUCGCGUACCUGAAAGACCUGCAGAAACUGGUCCUGACCAACAACCAGCUCACCACUCUACCCAGAGGGAUAGGACAUCUGACCAACCUGACUCAUCUGGGACUGGGAGAGAACCUCUUGCAGCACCUGCCUGAAGAGAUCGGCACCCUGGAGAACCUGGAGGAACUGUACCUGAACGAUAACCCCAACCUGCACGGGCUGCCUUUCGAGCUGGCGCUGUGCAGCAAGCUGUCCAUCAUGAGCAUCGAGAACUGCCCACUCGGCCAGCUCCCACCGCAGAUCGUCGCCGGCGGCCCGUCCUUCAUCAUCCAGUUCCUCAAGAUGCAGGGCCCUUACCGUGCCAUGGUCUGACCGCCAGAACUCGCCCCGGGACCUACGACUGUAAAAAGAGAGAACGAAAAUGAAUUCGGAUCACGUUGCGCUGAAUGUAGAGAUCGUAAGACUUUUACGAACAAAAAACUGAUCUCUGAGCAAAAUACGCAAAAACACUUUUGUCAUAAACACCAACCAACCCUCCCCACCCACCCCACAUACGCUGCUGCUGCUGCCGCCGCCCCAUAUUUCUUUCUUUCUUUUUUUUGUGUGGGGUGGGGUGUUUACCUUCUAAUAAACGGCUCUGUAGUUUGGUUUUGUACAAAGGUAAGUUAGCGCAAUUGUGACAACCUUUUUAUACGAACGUGCCUGUCUGGCAUGAGCGGCGGGCUUGUUUUCUGAAUUGGUGAUUUGGUCCAGUGGCGUUAAAGACGACAAAGGCGUAGACAAAUAUAUAUAAUUUUUAUUUUAAACACACCGCCAGGACAUUAAACAUGAAUCUUGUUUUUUAAUGUGCGAUUUGGCCAGGUUUUUAAGUGUACUAAUUAAGCUUUAUUAUGCGUUUUUGUUUCUUCUUUCUUUCUUUAAAUCAUAUCAGAGGAUCCAAGAAACCACAACAAACUUAAACCGCCAAAAAACAUAUCGUUAAGGCUAUCACCGGGUGGACAAAAAAAUUAAGACAUGCAGAAAUUCAGCACGGUCGAAGCACGAUUUUUCUUUUCUACUUUUAUGCACUUUGUAAUGAGAUCUGACUCUUUUUUUUUUUUUUUUUUUUUCAAUCAAUCUAUCGGUUUGCUUAUCAUGACUUACUGUUUGCAAAGUGUUAUGUUUAUUUUUUAUUUUUUUUUUAUCAAGUUAUACACACCCUUAAUUUUUUUCACUAUUUGAUCAGAAUUGUCUUUAUUUAGUAUUGUAUCAAUAUCGAGUGACUGUACGUUUGAACAAACCAUGUACUCUAUCGAUCUUUCUUUUCCACUCGUGUUUUCUUAUCACGUUUUUAUCUCGUCAAAACGUGACCACCGGCAGUGGGGGGCGCGUCUGGAAAAGCGGAGCAUAACGGACGUCACUAGAGGACAUGUAAAAAGGGCUUUUUUUUUUUCGUUUGGCCCCUAUCCCCCCUUCCCCGUGCCCCGCCCGCAGGUGCACCGCGGGUAGCGCGUUCCCGGUUUUGUAUAAAAGCUUAGACAAAGUGUACAUUGAAAAUGGCUUUUUGUGUAAUUACAGUUAGCUGUUAACAAGAUGGAAUAAUGAUUAUUAUUGUUACGUGGAAAAUAAAUGCCUUCGAUGAGACGGAA